CUCCAAGCCGCUCACAGCGACAUUCCGGUCCGCAGCAGUCCGAGCGAAGUCCCGCUGAAGGAAGCCAGGAAGGAGGAGCAGGAAUGGCGUCGUUUUGGAGCCUCUCUCCGCGUCUCCUCUGCGCCUUUCUUCUGCUUUAUCUCUGCGGAUUUGGGAAUAGCAGUUUGGGAAACAAGAAAAACAACCAGGACAAAUGCACACUCAAGGUGGCGGCAGGCUUGGAUAGCUCGCGAAAACUUCCUGUUACCUUCAAAACUGACAACUGUUCAUUGUCGUAUCCGGUGGGUAAAUAUGUGAUCCACGAGGUGAUGGAUGUCUCCUUCUCCCAUCUCUCCUGUGAAGACCAGGCCGCGGUGGUCGUGCACUGGAACGCAAGUCCUCUCGGAAUUGAACAUAUUAAAGGGUUCAGGGUUUAUCUGGAAGACAAGAAUCCAGAAAGAAAACAGUGUCAACACCUGAUCCUCAAAGAGCCGCGGCAACUCAACUACACCUACAAGAGCAUGAGGUUGAGCAGUCAGCCGUUCACCAGUCUCUCCUUUGACACAGAUUACAUGAUCCGAGUUGUGCCUUUUCCCUCUCUGAUGAACGAGAGCUUCUUUCCUCCAUCUUUCCUUCGAACCAACUCCUGUGAGGUGCUGUUGGGAGCUGAGAGCCUCGUGUGUAAACCCUUCUGGAAGCCCAAGUCCUUGAAUGUGUCUCAGUUUGGCUCUAACCUCCAUGUGACCUUUGAUCCCGCCCCCUCGACCUUUCAUCUCAGUGUGUACUACUUUUACUAUAAACUGAGACAGGACGGACCCUUCAAGAUGCAGCGCUGCAAACCAGAUCUGAACCAGCCCAGAACCACCUGUAUCCUCUAUGACGUCACUCCUGGAACCUACAGCAUCGAGCUCAGAGACGACAGCAAUGUGACAAGGAGACAGACACAAUUCCAUGUCAGUCAAGUCCACUCUCCGUGGGCCGGUCCAAUCAGAGCCAUGGCCAUUACCGUCCCUCUGGUCAUCCUCUCCGCCUUUGCCACCCUCUUCACUGUCAUGUGCCGCAAGAAACAACAAGAAAACAUCUACAGUCACCUGGAUGAGGAGAGCAGUGAAUCCUCCAAUCAGAGCGCAGCAUUGAUCUCAGAGCGUCCUUGGCCCCGCCCCAAGGUGUUCCUGUGUUACUCAAACAGGGACUGUCCUAAACACAACAGUGUGGUGCAGGCCUUCGCUUACUUCCUGCAAGACUUCUGUGGAUGUGAGGUUGUGUUGGACCUGUGGGAGCAUUUGGAUAUGUGCAGAGAGGGACAGAUGUCGUGGUUGAGUCGACAGUUGGAUGAAGCAGAUUUCAUCAUGACAAUCUGCUCCAAAGGACUUCGUUAUUUUGUUGAGAGGAAGAGUCGCCGUGGAAAAACUCCAAUUGGACGCCGUGGCAACAGCAGCUCCUCCCCCAAAGACAGUGGGCCACUCAGCAGCAGUGAACGUGGCACCUCCAAGGACAGCGGACCAAUCGGCAGCAGCAGUGGGGGUGACUUGUUCCUGGUUACUGUAGCGAUGAUCUCAGAGCAGCUGCGAUUGGCCAAACAGAGUGAGAAAGAGCUGAGCCGCUUCAUGGCUGUUUAUUUUGAUUACUCCACAGAGAAUGACAUCCCUACAGCGCUCACCCUGGCCCCAAGGCUGAAGUUGAUGGACCAGUUGCCACAGCUCUUUUCUCGUCUGCACUCGUCGCACUCCUCCCUGUGGGAUGGAGCACCCCCUAACAUCUCACGGAGGAACUACUUCAGGAGCAAAUCUGGUCGCUCUCUGUAUGUCUCCAUCUGUAACAUGCACCAGUUCAUCUCGCAGAACCCCGACUGGUUCGACCAACAACUGCAUUCGCAAACAGGAAGUUCCGCCCCCAGCUCACUUCCUGUAUCCUGCGAGGCCACACCCACAUCAGCCCCACAGUCCCAGUUAGUCCUGAAUGAAGUUGCAGUGAAAACUCUAGACUCAGCACCAAAGAGGAACCUGGUCUUGUUGGCGCCAGGAUCCGGCCCGGGCUCAGUGACAAGUCUAAGUCCGAGUUAUAGUCCUGGUUAUGAUCCGGGUCCACGUUGCUCUCAGUCCUUGCCUAGAGCCUCCUCCAGGUGCAGCUCCAGUGUACCUGCCACCUCCUCCUCUGCUGUGUCCUCUGUAAUUGUCCCAUAUGUGAAGACUCCACCAGCUGUGGACCAGCUGAGACCGGUUCAGGACCAAGACUCGGGCCCUGUCCAGGGUCUAGACCAGGGACCAGACCCUUCCCCCCCUGAACCUCCCCCACGGGAUUCUGGAAUAUAUGACUCCUCUAUGCCAUCAUCUGAGCUUUCCAUACCACUCAUGGAUGGGCUGUCACAUGACCAUGUAGACUCCUCCUCAUUGGCUGACAGCGAGUCAUCUUCCUCUGGACUUGGGGAUGAGGAGCCGCCCACUGUUUCCUCUCUCCACUGCAGUGCCACCACUGUUUGUAAGGCAGAACUGCACCGACAGGACACCCCAGUGAUGUCACUGUGAACAACCAAUGAGAGCAAAGGACUCUAGUAACGUCAUCAGACAGACUUUUUAUGAAUGGAAAAAAGGGAGUUACGGAACAUUUGUAACCACUUAUUUGAAGGACUCAAUUGGACCAUUUUGAGCCUUUUCUUGUUUUGACUUAUUUUAACAUAAAUAUUUACUGUUAAUAAGAUUACAUGGCACUUUGACGCAGAAAUACAGGAAGCCACACAACACAAAUUGUUCAA
Messenger RNA from Periophthalmus magnuspinnatus, 2731 nucleotides. RefSeq names its product interleukin-17 receptor D-like. The coding region runs from base 84 to 2504 and encodes 806 amino acids. Gene Ontology annotation, molecular function: interleukin-17 receptor activity. NCBI's taxonomy places the organism in Eukaryota, Metazoa, Chordata, Actinopteri, Gobiiformes, Gobiidae. The record is from RefSeq and is a predicted model, not a curated record. The transcript is spliced from 16 exons.